Messenger RNA from Magallana angulata, 3069 nucleotides. Its product is annotated as F-box only protein 40-like. The record is from RefSeq and is a predicted model, not a curated record. The coding region runs from base 95 to 1909 and encodes 604 amino acids. Lineage: Eukaryota; Metazoa; Mollusca; Bivalvia; Ostreida; Ostreidae. Gene Ontology annotation, molecular function: ubiquitin protein ligase activity; protein binding; zinc ion binding. The transcript has 4 exons.
AGUAAUUUGAUCCUGAUCAAUAUCAACAGGAGUGGGAGACAGAUAGUAAACAAACUUUAUUAAAAGUUUGAAUGCAGCGGACUCGAUAACAAAUAUGUCAUUAUAUGAUUUCCAUAAGAUAUCUCAAGAGGAUCCUACUAGCAGAGAGAAUCUAAAAUUGUCAGAAGAGGAGAAGCAUGCUGCCACUCUUGGUCUUCUUCAUGCCCACUGCACAGCUUGUGUCAAUAGAUACUGUAACAUAACUCCGGAUGGACUCAGUAGUUGUUCAUUAAUAGACUGUCCAUAUUCUUGUGGUCAGAGGUUUCACAGAUGCAAACUUGAUGAGCAUGAAAAUUUCUGCAUGAGAAAAAAAGUUCCCUGUAUCAACUGUAUAUAUGGAUGUCCCUUUGAGAUAUCUAGGGAUCAACAGGCUAACCACAUUAGCACUUGUCCUGCAAGUGUUGUUAAGUGUAUGAUUGAAUGGCACAGAUGGCCAAUGCAUUCGAGUGAUUUACGUGUUAAAGCACCUCUGCCGUUGAAUAAUCCACAUGUACAAUGUGGACAGCUAGAUGUUGCCUUAGCACUACGAGAUCAACGUAUGCUGUUAGAAAAAAUGGCUUCAGAAAAAUCAGAGCCGUCUGUAAAAGCAAAAGAGGUGGCUGAUGACGUGCCAUGGAAAACCAGCGAGUUUCCUCCAGGUCUUCAAAAAUCUCUAUAUCAUGGAAUUUUUUCACCAUCACCAAAAGACAAUGAUUAUUGUGCCAAAGAUCCAGUCUGUGAUGAUAGAAAUAAUUUUGCAAAAGCACAUGCCUCCUCAAAGUUAGGUGAUACAGGUGUAGAUUACAUUUCAUCCCAAAUGGGGCUUGCAGGUCUUCGAAGAUUAAGCAGUAUUGAAAGAGAAAGACAGAAAAAGAUGGAAGAAUUACUAGCAACCUCUCGUCAACAGCAAGAGGAGGAAAACAUGAUGCAAUCCACUUCCACUGAAAUGAAAGAGGAGAGUUUAGAAGAAGGGGGUAGUGAUGAAGACAAAUUAGUCAACCUCUACAAGAGAAAAAUUCAACUUCAUGAACUUUUAGGUGUGUGCCUUACUAUGGAAAGCUAUUCUAGUGGAUCAAAACUAUUCCCAUUUCACUGUGGUCAGAGUUUUAGGAGAGAUGAGAUUGCAUGGCAUUUCAAAAAUGUUCACAAUGAAAUACACAGUGGUUUGAAUGGAGUUAUGGAGCAAAGAUGUCCCCUUGCUUAUUUAGGCUGUAGUUUUACUCAUCGCAAGCUUGUCCCUCUUAUACCAAGAGGAAAGAUUAUACACAGUUCUCUGUUAGGAAGUUUUGGUCUCACAAUUGGAGAGGAAAAUGAGUCUGAAAUAACUGAAUGCAUUGAUGAUCUACCAGCCUCAGGGAAUAAAGAUUCAGACAAGAUUCGACGACUUAGAGAAGCCACUCCUGAAAUUGUAACGUCUUCCAAAUAUGACUCUCUUAUCAAGGUCAUUCCAAGGUUCCGACGAGCAUCUGGACCAGAUAUACCAAGCAGGAUGUCUCAAGAGAGAGAAGCAUUGAAACUGAUCACUCUGCCAGUGGAAAUCUUAGAACAUAUCAUUUGUUAUCUGGAUGGCUUUAGCUUAAACAAUCUGUCACUGACUUGUAGAGGGCUAAGAAAUAUAUGUGCCUCUUUGUUGCAAGAGAAAGGAAUGGUUCUGAUGGAAUGGGAAAAACUUGAACAUAGUAACUCUUGGCACGUCAAAGAGAAUAAAUGGAGUUUUAGUAAGAGUAUGACCCCUAUCAGAAAAUGGAAAUUGAUUGGAGAUGGAGUCUUGUCGGAACAUUUGAAGAUAUGUGAGUUCAACCAGGAAAGAGACAAGAUAAUUCGCUCGGAGAAGUUUAAGGUCAUGGAGAAUUUAGAUUUAGUUGAGACAACAGAACAAAAAGUGCAAUAGAUGUGAUAGAUCAAAUUCUUCAAACAAACUUCCAUAUAUCGUGUUACUAGAUGGUAAAGCCACUGUUAUCUAUAUAUGGUGCCUUUUAUUACUACAUGUAUUAUGUGUUAAUUGUUUUAUCAAAGUCUUUCAAUGUCAGUAGAAAUGUCAACGUUAAAACUAGAGAGUAAUUUUAGUUAAUCAAAGUCAAGAUAUAGUAAAUGAUUCCAGAGUGUCUUUUUGAUGGCCAAACCAUUAUGACGUCACAAUUGAUUUGUUAAUUUUUACCCCCAUACUUUACGGAGUUAAAUGAAUUAAGAAAAAAAAUAAAACAGUUUCUUGACAUUCUAUUAAAUCAUUGGAAGAGUAAUCCUGAAACAAACUUAUAUUCAAUUCAACAUCAUUUUAAAGGACAGGUCAAGAGCUUGUUUAUUUCCAUUUUUGGAGAGACUGUAGGCAUUCCAGAUUUAUUUCAUUGGUCAAAAAUGAACAAAACUUUUGAGAUUUGUUACUUAUUUCCUUCAUAUUAUAUAUAAAUUGACAGUUAAAAACAUGACUCUUCAUUGUGUUUACCAAACAUUUAAGCCCUGAUACACCCUAUCAACAGAGCUAUUGUUAUGAAACAUCAUUCAAAAAAUUUAUAUCCUGAACUUCUAAAACCCCGAAGGCACUUUUUCAUUUACUAGAUCUUGACCUUAAAGUGCAGAUAAUCAGAUUUUACAGUCAAACAUCUUAUUGUUCAUACCCUCUUCAUUUUUUGUUGAAUAUUUGUUCUAUAGCUUGGAUUGUGGGAUUUUACAUGCAUGAUCAUUUUAUGAGUGUAACAAUAUGAAUUCUUUUUGUGAUAUUUUUAUAUCAGAGGUUACAUUGCUCUAAAAACUUAAGAAUCUUUUAUUUUUAUUUAAUUUUCCAAUCUUUGUAACAGCUGGAAUGUCUCUUAAAGUAAUUUUCAUGGUGAAUUCAGAAUGAUAUAUUUUUAAACCAUUGUAAUUCAAUAUUCUGGAAGAAUACUGUUUUCUAAUCAGAACAUCAAUAGCAAGUUGUAUGCAUCUGAUUUAUGUAUGUAUGAACCUUAUAGGCAUUAUAUGUAAGGCACCAAUAUAUAUGUUUUGAUAGUUUUGUCUUUGUUUGAUGAUGUCCAUACUGUUGAUUGCAAAUUUAAUAUAUUUGGGGGGGGGGGG